CACCAUAUUCACAGUUAACACUCCUUCCAACAAAUUAGAUUCCACACGAUGCAUACAUACCUCUUAUAUAAUAUUUUAUAUAUAACAACAAUCAUCAAACACCAAGAUUGAUGAAAAAGGGAUUUUUAGUUUCAUACUCAAAAACACCCUUCAAAUUUCUCUCAAAUCUUUUCAGAAAAUGGUGGGUUCUGUCAUCCCUAUUCAAUCGGAAAACGGCAAACACCCACAAGAUUCAGGCCACUCCAGAUUAAACGAACUGGGAUACAAGCAAGAACUCAAGCGUGAUCUCUCGGUGUUGUCAAAUUUUGCGUUUUCCUUUUCGAUUAUAUCGGUGCUUACAGGUAUAACCACACUAUACAAUAGUGGUCUGAGAUUUGGUGGACCUGUUGUGUUAGUUUAUGGAUGGCUAGUUGCUGGUGUCUUCACCAUGGCAGUUGGUUUGUCUAUGGCUGAAAUCUGUUCUUCUUACCCAACUUCUGGUGGACUCUAUUAUUGGAGUGCCAGACUUGCUGGCCGUAGUUGGGCACCCUUUGCUUCUUGGAUAACCGGCUGGUACAACAUUGUAGGCCAGUGGGCUGUGACGACGAGCGUCAACUUUUCACUCGCUCAGUUGAUUCAAGUGAUAAUUCUUCUCAGCACCGGUGGCAAGAACGGAGGCGGCUAUCAGGCGUCUAAAUACAUAGUUCUUGCCAUUCACGGUGGUAUUCUUCUUGUACAUGCUAUCAUAAACAGCCUCCCAAUCUCGUGGCUAUCCUUCUUUGGACAAGUUGCGGCCGCCUGGAAUAUUCUUGGCGUCUUUUUUCUAAUGAUUUGCAUACCCGUGGUUGCAAAAGAAAGGGCUAGUGCCGAGUUUGUUUUUACGCAUUUUAAUACAGAUAACGAUGCGGGAAUCAACAGUAAACCGUACAUAUUUCUUAUCGGAUUGCUUAUGAGCCAGUAUACGUUAACAGGGUAUGAUGCCUCAGCUCAUAUGUCAGAGGAAACCAAGAGUGCAGAUAUAAACGGGCCGAAAGGAAUCAUUAGUUCUAUUGGGAUAUCUAUAAUUGUUGGAUGGGGUUAUUUGCUUGGUAUAACGUUUACGGUUACUGAUAUCCCAGCUCUUUUGAGCCUGGAUAACGAUGCUGGCGGAUACGCCAUUGCUGAGAUUUUUUACCAAGCUUUUAAGAGUCGAUUCGGGAGUGGUACUGGAGGUAUCAUUUGCUUGCUAGUCGUGGCUGUCGCCAUUUUUUUCUGUGGCAUGAGCUCGCUCACAAGCAAUUCUAGGAUGGUGUAUGCGUUUUCAAGAGAUGGAGCCAUGCCUUUGUCGUCACUAUGGCAUAAAGUUAACGACCAUGAAGUCCCUAUUUAUGCUGUUUGGCUCUCGGCUCUGAUAGCAUUCUGCAUGGCCCUUACGUCUCUAGGAAGCAUAGUGGCAUUUCAAGCCAUGACAUCAAUAGCCGUGAUCGGGUUGUAUAUUGCCUACGCGUUACCAAUAUUCUUUAGGGUCACCUUGGCUCGUAACUCCUUCAUACCUGGACCUUUCAAUUUAGGCCGGUAUGGUGUCGCUAUUGGUUGGAUAUCGGUCCUUUGGGUCAUGACCAUUUCAGUGCUAUUCUCUUUACCCGUAGCGUACCCAGUUACUGAUCAAACUCUCAACUAUACGCCGGUGGCAGUUGGUGGUCUUUUCAUUAUCGUCGUAUCGUAUUGGAUAGUGAGCGCACGACACUGGUUUAAAGGGCCUGUAACAAACGUUGGUACCGAUAACACUGUAUGAGUAUGUUGGUUUGUUGAUGUUAUUGAUAUUUGUAUAUGAAGCUUUUUCUAUGAUAUUAGAAAUUAUAUUCAUGUAGGAAUAUGAGUAAUGAAAAUUGUUUCUAUUAAUUAGUUGAUAUAAAUAAGUGUGUGAUAUAGGUUCAAUUUGUACACCCUUCUUACU
Cynara cardunculus var. scolymus (artichoke) is the source of this 1915-nucleotide messenger RNA. RefSeq names its product amino-acid permease BAT1 homolog. The transcript has 7 exons. Gene Ontology annotation, cellular component: membrane. Bases 179 to 1753 code for a protein of 524 amino acids. Gene Ontology annotation, molecular function: L-alanine transmembrane transporter activity; L-lysine transmembrane transporter activity; gamma-aminobutyric acid transmembrane transporter activity. The record is from RefSeq and is a predicted model, not a curated record. NCBI's taxonomy places the organism in Eukaryota, Viridiplantae, Streptophyta, Magnoliopsida, Asterales, Asteraceae. Gene Ontology annotation, biological process: gamma-aminobutyric acid transport; transmembrane transport.